AUGGAAACAUUGUCUCCUGAAGGAAGUUUCUGGAUAUUUGGAUAUGGUUCCUUGAUUUGGCACCCCCCGCCGAAAUAUGAUUUAAGCAUUCCAUGCUACCUUCGGGGAUAUGUUCGACGACUUUGGAUGAAAAGUGAGGAUCAUCGAGGUACCGUGGAGAAACCAGGGCGUGUGUUGACCCUGAUUCCUUACGAAGAAUGGGAAAAGUUUUCGGAUUGGGCUCAAACACCUUAUGAUGAAGGAUGCUGGGGAAUGGCAUUUCGUAUUCCUGCUCCCUUCGCAAAAGAAAUCAGAGCAUACUUGGACGAUCGAGAAGUCAAUGGCUACACUGCUCAUGAUGUCCCUGUGUAUGCUCACAUUGGAGAUAAAAAACCUAUCCUUGAACAUUGUCUCGUUUACGUGGGCACUUCAAAUAGUCCCCAGUUCCAACCGUCAGAAACAAUUGAGGAAUUAUCAGAUCUUAUUUCUACCCGGAAAGGAAAAAGUGGACCUAACUAUAUCUACCUUUUUGAGCUUGCCAAUGCUCUUCGCCAUCUUUCACCUGAGUCUAAAGAUACCCAUGUGUACAAAUUAGAAGCAGCAGUCAAAAAUAAGCUUCAAAUGCUGUAA
Messenger RNA from Schizosaccharomyces osmophilus, 609 nucleotides. It is a transcript of the gene ggg1, whose product is annotated as glutathione-specific gamma-glutamylcyclotransferase Ggg1. Bases 1 to 609 code for a protein of 202 amino acids. Gene Ontology annotation, molecular function: glutathione specific gamma-glutamylcyclotransferase activity; gamma-glutamylcyclotransferase activity. The record is from RefSeq and is a predicted model, not a curated record. Gene Ontology annotation, biological process: glutathione catabolic process. Lineage: Eukaryota; Fungi; Ascomycota; Schizosaccharomycetes; Schizosaccharomycetales; Schizosaccharomycetaceae. Gene Ontology annotation, cellular component: cytoplasm. The transcript has a single exon.